AACUGAAAGUGAAAACAUGAGCAGAAACAGAAACAGUAAACCUCAGCAACCAAACCAAACCAAAUAUUUUGUUAUGUUUUGAAUCAAUCAAUAGUAAUUUUGCAGUAGACGACAAGGUAGUGAAAGUGAAACCACAAAGUGGGUUCAUGGUAACUACGAUGCACCCAACUACAAAAGAUAUACCAACAAACAAUUAUAUAUAUAAAAAGUCCACCUUUUUUCUACUUCAUUUUCUCAUCAAUUUUCUUCCUUUUUGUUUUUCCACGAACCCCUUUAGCCUUUACCACUCAUGUCCAUCUUAUUUGCAAAGUAAGAGAAAUAGAAAGAGAGAGAGAGAGAGAGUUGAAGAAAGAAAUCGUUACCUGCAAAUGGGUCUCUGCUUGGGAAAGUCUGGUGGUGAUCCUUCUCCCAGUACUAACUUUGCAUCUACUAGUCCAGGGACAUCUAGUAAUUACAGUAAGAACAUUGUAUUAUCUGGAACAACCAACAGCAGCAGCGUGGGAAAGAGUCAAUUUUCUGAGGCUGCAAGUGGGAGUGUGGAUGAGUCUUUUCUAAAUGGCCAAUUUCUUGAGUCACCCAACUUGAGAGUGUUCAGUUUUGCAGAGUUGAAAGCUUGCACUAAGAAUUUCAAAGCUGACUCAGUGCUUGGGGAAGGAGGCUUUGGGAAAGUUUUCAAAGGUUGGGUUGAUGAGAAGACUUUGGCUCCUUCAAAAGUUGGUACUGGUAUGAUGGUUGCUAUCAAGAAAUUGAACUCUGAAAGCAUGCAAGGUUUUCAGGAAUGGCAGUCAGAAGUAAAUUUUCUGGGAAGGCUUUCUCAUCCCAACUUGGUCAAACUAUUAGGAUACUGUUGGGAGGACAAAGAGUUGCUUCUUGUCUAUGAGUUUAUGCAGAAAGGAAGCUUGGAGAACCAUCUUUUUAGAAGAAAUCCAUCUGUUGAACCGCUAUCUUGGGAAAGAAGACUUCAAAUAGCGAUUGGAGCAGCUCGGGGAUUGGCUUUCCUACAUGCUUCGGAUAAGAAAGUUAUAUACAGAGAUUUCAAGGCUUCAAAUAUACUGCUUGAUGGGAACUACAAUGCCAAAAUUGCUGAUUUUGGCUUAGCAAAGCUGGGGCCAUCUGGUGGCGACUCACAUGUAACGACUAGAAUUAUGGGCACCUACGGUUAUGCAGCUCCCGAAUACAUUGCUACAGGCCAUUUGUAUGUGAAGAGUGAUGUAUAUGGCUAUGGUGUAGUGCUGCUCGAAUUGCUGACAGGUUUACGAGCACUUGACUCAAGACGCCCCAGCGGGCAGCAUAACCUUGUGGACUGGUCUAAGCCAUGUCUGUCUUCAAAAAGAAAGUUGAAUACGAUUAUGGAUGUGCGGAUGGAGGGCCAGUACCUUCCCAAGGCAGCAUUUCAAGCAGCACAACUCACUUUAAAAUGUCUAGAACAAGAACCUAAACACCGCCCCUCGAUGAAAGAUGUUUUGGAGUCGUUGGAGAAGAUAGAAGCAAUGAAAGUUAAAGCAAAGCAAUCCAAAGGUAGCUCUAGACAUUCUUCUACUACUUCUACCGGUUCUGGUCGUCUCCCUGGUGCAAGCUAGACUCGAGCUAGUAGAGUUUCUGAGCUCGAAUACAUGAAAUGUAAUUGUUUGGGUAGAAAUUGUUUUAGAUUCAUUGAAAGUUUUGUUAAGAGGCAGGACAGGGAUCAUUGGUUCUGGUUCUGACUUGUGAAUUGGUUUGUAAAGACAAGUGAAUAUAUACAUUUAUUUAUUUUCUGA
Cannabis sativa is the source of this 1757-nucleotide messenger RNA. Its product is annotated as probable serine/threonine-protein kinase PIX13. Bases 147 to 1580 code for a protein of 477 amino acids. Gene Ontology annotation, biological process: protein phosphorylation. NCBI's taxonomy places the organism in Eukaryota, Viridiplantae, Streptophyta, Magnoliopsida, Rosales, Cannabaceae. The record is from RefSeq and is a predicted model, not a curated record. The transcript is spliced from 6 exons. Gene Ontology annotation, molecular function: protein kinase activity; ATP binding.